This is a messenger RNA of Sinocyclocheilus anshuiensis, 2813 nucleotides long. RefSeq names its product nuclear transcription factor Y, gamma (gene nfyc). Gene Ontology annotation, biological process: regulation of transcription by RNA polymerase II. Bases 887 to 1963 code for a protein of 358 amino acids. Gene Ontology annotation, molecular function: DNA-binding transcription activator activity, RNA polymerase II-specific; RNA polymerase II cis-regulatory region sequence-specific DNA binding; protein heterodimerization activity. The record is from RefSeq and is a predicted model, not a curated record. Lineage: Eukaryota; Metazoa; Chordata; Actinopteri; Cypriniformes; Cyprinidae. The transcript has 11 exons. Gene Ontology annotation, cellular component: nucleus; CCAAT-binding factor complex.
CAGCCACAGUAGGGAAGAUGAUCUGCAGGGGACAGAUUUUUAAAGGCUCGCAAACCGAGACGAUCCUCCGCCCUCCCUGCGUCCUUUUUGCAACUUUCUGCUGCUUUUGUCUGGUUUGUUUUUUUCUCUCUCGUUCUUUUAAUUCCCUGACCCCUAUCCUGCAGCUCAAGGUAACUUAAAACAGGAAGUUGAGUGUCUGUAAAAGGGGGCGGAGUGGAGAGGGUAAGCAGGGAGGAGGGGGAUGACACGGCCUACAGAUGGCUGGCUAGGCCAAUAGCGGCAGAGACCGACUCGGGCUCAUUUGAAGAAUCCAGCAAGGGGGCAGGUUCUUGGAGAUAGGCGGGCCGAGAGUAUCGUUUAGCAAGCUAGAUUGAUUACAGUCGAGUGUUAAAGGGAAAGCAGUCAGGAGAUUUUUGCUCCGACUUGUUCUGCUGCUCUGCAUUGCUCUCACACUUUUAUUUCUUUUCAUCCAUCCCUUUUCUCCACCUCUCCUUCACUUUCUCGCCUGUUUUUCCGGUCACUCGUGCCGAGGCAGGGGUCAGCUGAAAGACAAAUAGUAGGGUUGCCAGGCAGAGGCCAACUCCAGGCUCCAGGCGGCUUCAGGGGAGGAAUGGGAGUGGGUUGUGUGUUUAGGAAAGGGGGGAGGGGGGUGGCUGAAGAAGAUGGGCUAAUGGAAGGGGGAGGGGUCGGAAAGGGGGGGGCGGUAGGUGAUCGCGCUCCCCUCGGCUCGGGGCUUUGAAAGCAGCAGCAGAUCGCCUGUCCCACAGCCUUUUGUCUCCUCCUGGGACCAAGCCUUUGGACUAGACAGUUAAGGAGACUUUCGAGAUGUCCUCCUGUUCUCCAGUGCCCACAGCGCAGCAUAUGAAGGGCACGGGCAGAUCUGGAGAUGUCGGCAGACUCAUUUGGAGCAGGCGGCAGCGAUGCCCAGCAGAGCCUACAGUCCUUUUGGCCCAGAGUGAUGGAAGAAAUCAGGAAUCUUACCGUGAAGGAUUUCCGUGUGCAAGAGCUUCCUCUUGCUCGCAUCAAGAAAAUUAUGAAACUGGAUGAGGAUGUGAAGAUGAUCAGUGCCGAGGCACCAGUGCUGUUUGCCAAAGCAGCACAGAUCUUUAUCACAGAGCUCACUCUCAGAGCCUGGAUUCACACUGAGGACAACAAGCGGCGCACACUACAGAGGAAUGACAUCGCCAUGGCCAUCACUAAGUUUGAUCAGUUUGACUUCCUCAUUGAUAUCGUCCCACGCGAUGACCUCAAGCCUCCAAAACGACAGGAGGAAGUGCGUCAGUCCGUCGCCCCGACUGAGCCGGUCCAGUAUUACUUCACUCUGGCGCAGCAGCCCAGUGCAGUGCAGGUCCAAGGUCAGCAGCAAGGCCAGCAGGUGGCUGCUCCCACCGCCACCACACUGCAGCCCGGACAGAUUAUCAUCGCUCAGCCCCAGCAGGGCCAGGUAUUGCAAGGAACUACCAUGCAGCAGCUGCAACAGGUGCAGGUUGCUCAAUCACAGGCGACCCCUAUCACGAGUGCUCCGGUGACCAUGCAGGUGGGCGAAGGUCAGCAGGUGCAGAUUGUGCAGGCGGCUGCACAGGGACAGGCGCAGGCAGCACAGCCGGCUGGACAGACUAUGCAGGUUAUGCAGCAGAUCAUCACCAACACGGGAGAGAUCCAGCAGAUUCCAGUGCAGCUCAACACCGGCCAGCUGCAGUAUAUUCGCUUGGCUCAGCCUGUCUCAGGAACACAGGUUGUUCAAGGACAAAUACAGACACUUGCGACAAACACUCAGCAGAUUUCACAGACAGAAGUACAACAGGGUCAGCAACAGUUCAGCCAGUUUACUGAUGGGCAGCAGCUGUAUCAGAUCCAGCAGGUGACGAUGCCUGCAGGGCAGGAGCUGACCCAGCCUAUGUUCAUUCAGUCCACCAACCAGACGGCCGACGGGCAGGUCACCACGCAGGUCAGUGCGGACUGAGGCUGUCCGUCCCAUGUUGUCACCAACCACCACCUACAAUGAAGGAGUGAAGCCGCCACACACCAACACCCAGUCCUUCCACUUCCCUUCAUCUCAUGCCAUAGUUUGAUCAAGUUCUCCAACUGGUUUAAUUUAGCAAUCAAAUAAUAAACUUCAGAUUUAAGCUUCAUAAUUUACCGUCCAAAAUACAUGUAUUCCUGUUUUGGUUACAGAGUUUGGGUCUCUUUACUACAGUGCUGGAAUGAUCAAUGUGUAAUGGCAGAGAUUUGAUUUCUGCCAUAUUAAUUUCAACUCUGUCUUUUGCAAUAUGGCUAAAAAGUAUGAACCCACUGUCUUCCUUGCAGUAUAGGUAGAAUAUGUCCUUGUUUCAUAGUUUAAUGUGGAUAUGGGUAGAGAUUAUGCUUUCAGAUCUGUUCAGUGAUAGAGACAUUAGGGUGAGGCUUGUGAAACCUGAGCUGGAGUGCACUUCUUUCGUGUGGGGGGGGGGAGAGAUCAACUUUUUUUUUUUUUAAGCCAUUUUGACAGAUUAUGCCAUCUCAUGAUGUGUAGAGUUCUACACUUGAUAAAAAGCCAUAAUCUACACAUUCUGUAUCUCUGUAGUUUAACUCUGUAAUUCUAUAGUAAUUGUAUUAGUUCAGUUGUAGUAUCUUGUAUAGUUUUGAAAUUUGAUAACAUUGUAUUUGUUAAAGGGCUUCUUAUUGUUGGGUUUUGUAUAUGCAGAAUGGUCCUCUUGGUGUGAAUGUGUGUGAAUGUGUAAUUGACGUGCUUUCCUUGCGUGUCUUUCUGGACCAGUUUUAAAGAGACUUCCUUUGCCCCUUGAAACUGAACUGCUCCACUGUUACCUACUUGU